AUGGAAGGCGAAGUCGACUGGUGCGCCACUUGUGGGCGCCAACUCGCCGCGAAACGCAUAACAGAGACUAUCAGAGUCCCUGCGCCACAGAACGCUCAGGCGCAAGCCCCGACGCGCUCUGGCACCAUACGCCCGAAGGGCCGCAAGCAGCCGCCACCACAGGCGCCCGCGCAGCCCGCUACAGUUCUAAAGACGCGUACAGUCUAUGACAGCGCGCCUCUCCCCCUCUACUGCUCCGACAGAUGCCGCCUCGCCGAUCUUCAGAGCCCCGCCCGCUCGGGCGCCCUCGCGAUCGGUCACAACCCCGUGCGCCAUCCCUGGCGCCUGGACGACGACGACGUGUCCCUCAUUCCCGACUGUGCUGUGGACGAUGUCUCCAGCGUAGGGACGGCGUCUUCCGCGUCCUCCACCUCCUCUCUUGACGGCGCCGCCCCGGAACUUCAUCUCCGUGAUAUGGACCCGUCCCUGGCAGCCAUAUUCCGUGGCUAUGACUUCCGGCCGAUGCCCCUCAUUCCUGGCACGGCGCCUGACGCGCAUCCCGCCGUCCCUCGCGCGUCGCGCCGCAAACGUGACCUCGACGCGGAGUACAACGGUGGCAUCAUGAUGUCUGGCAAGCGCAUCCAGGAGUGGGUGCACCCCGAGCAGCCUAAACCUAGCCGCCCAGCGUACCCCCUUCCCCUACCUGAAGGGCACGCGCAACCUCCCUCCCCAGCGAAGCCCUCUGCCACCUCCCAAAAGGUCCCGAACUGGAACGACGGUACCAACGCGUGGCGCGCGUCCAUCUACAACCUCUCCUCGACUACCGACGUCGAGCCUAUGGACUUGCGCGAACACUAUGCGUACAGCACGCAGGUGGCAUCCGCUCACCGCUCAUCAACUGGAGUCGUCCCCUCCAUCCGGUCCUCCUCGCCUCCCUCUCCGGUCACCUCCACCUCCUCCAUCCCCACCCUCCGCAGGCACUCGAGCCCGUCGACUGUACGCACGGAUCCGGACGCGCUCUUGCUGUCGAAGUUCUCCGAACCUUUCAGCAAGCGCAGCGAGUCGCGUCAAAGCCUAAACAACGGCGGCUCUCCGCGCCCGUCCUCGUCGAUGCCCGAGUACCGCGAGAAGAACCUCGUAGCCCGUGGUGCCGAGCACGCGCUUCUCGUCCCCGACGUCAAGCUCAGGAUGCGCAGGGGAUCGCAUUCACGCACUGGCAGCAGCCUCCCGAACACGCGCAGUCCCUUGUCAAUGACAUCCCUCACAUCGACCGACGAGGAGGAGACCGAUGGCGACGACGACGUGACGCUCACCGAGGACCAGCUCAGCGAGCUCAAGAUCUCUGAUAGGCCCAAGCGGCCCACGAUCGAGUCUCGCCCGUGGUCCUACGACGGCUACAAGACGUACACGGCCAUGCCGCUGAAGCGCGACGUCAGCAGCCUCUGGCGCUGGUAA
This is a messenger RNA of Schizophyllum commune H4-8, 1434 nucleotides long. RefSeq lists its product as uncharacterized. The transcript is spliced from 3 exons. Lineage: Eukaryota; Fungi; Basidiomycota; Agaricomycetes; Agaricales; Schizophyllaceae. The record is from RefSeq and is a predicted model, not a curated record. Bases 1 to 1434 code for a protein of 477 amino acids.